Hibiscus syriacus is the source of this 774-nucleotide messenger RNA. RefSeq names its product phosphatidylinositol/phosphatidylcholine transfer protein SFH13-like. Bases 488 to 751 code for a protein of 87 amino acids. Lineage: Eukaryota; Viridiplantae; Streptophyta; Magnoliopsida; Malvales; Malvaceae. The record is from RefSeq and is a predicted model, not a curated record. The transcript is spliced from 3 exons.
AGCUGCCUCUUUCUCUCUCUCGCUGGAAACUUCAUUUGUCGCUUUACCUUUCUCUCCAAUUCUUACUAUCCUUCUGUUUAUUCCGAGAGAAAAUCAGAUCAGAUCUUUCAGAAAAAAUAUAUUUUGUUGUUGUUGUUGUUGUUUUUUUUUAAUUUUAAUAUUACCGACCAGUUUCCCCCCGAAAUUCAUCCACAUUUUCCCACAAAAAGUUUCUUCUUUUUAGUUUUAUGAUGUUUUUUUUUCAUUUGAGUUCUCUCUCUUUAUUCUCGAGAGAUUCGGUGCGGUUUGGUGUUUGAUUGAUAGAUUCCCACCUCUGGAGUCUUAUACGUGGGUGCCUUUUUAAUUUCUCUUGUUUCUUAAUGGUGAGUGGAAAUGGAGGAUUGGGGAUCCGUACGAUUUUGACGUGAUCAGGAUGGUUUUUUUUACAUUCCAUUGAACAACAUUAAUAGCUUCAAAAUCAAAGCUUUUCCUGCUCAAUUGUAUAGAGAUGUCAGGGGUGGAAGAAAUUGUGGCAAAUGAUGAAAGCAGAGAUAGAAGGUCUGAUUUUGAUAACUCUGAGGAUGAGAGGAGGAGAUCCAAAAUUGGGAAUCUGAAAAAGAAGGCCAUAAAUGCAUCCAACAAGUUCACUCAUUCUCUCAAUAAAAGAGGGAAGAGGAAAAUAGAUUACAGGGUCCCUGCUGUAUCUAUCGAGGAUGUCAGGGAUGCAAAGAGGAGGGUGCUGUGCAUGAGUGCGUCAAAAGCUUCUCCAUGAGGAUUUGUUGCCACCUAGGCAUG